CGAUUACCACCAUGCAGUUCUACUCUCUUCUUCCUCUUGCACUUUAUCUAGGUAUUUCGUCCCUAUCUUAUGCUAGGGCAGAGUCAGAAUCGUGUAAUAAACUUUCGCAUUAUGGAAAGACAAGGCAAGAUUUGAGCUUUGAGACCUCGACACAUGGCCGCAAUAUGAUUGUAUUUCUGAGCCCUACCUAUGCUGUAAAGCAGGACGGCUUUCUUCUGGGUUGGACAUUCUAUAGCCAGCAGUCAGGAGGGAGUUUCUUUCUUGACGUUCUCGAGGAGGAGACCCCGACGAACCAGUUUCACGUGGUCUUGAAGACCUCGGUCACUGUCGCAAAAACCGGGAAUCACACUAUAAUCAUGAAGGAUGGGCUCAGGGUUAAAAAGGGUCAAGUGCUUGGAGUUCAUUCGAAAACAGGGGCGGAAGUUGGAAUAGCAUUUAGUUCGUAUGAUGAAGCGGCGAAGGGCGAAAUUAUCCUGGCUAAGGACGUCUCUGACGAAGUACUUAAGGAGAUGGGAAACAGGGUGGACAGACGUUUGCAUCGAAAAGGAAGAUGGGAAGCUUUGAUGGCACAUGUGUUGACAUUGAGGGCAGUCAGAACAUGUAAUGCGGUCUUCGAAAUUUCAAGCAGGACCACCUUCAGUGCAGUUUUGUACGAAACACACUCGGGGCAGACCGGUGUAAGCUGUGCGAUACGCUGCGUGCAACACCACUUGUGUCUGAGUUUCGUCUAUGCUUCUGACGGAUGGUGCAAACUUUACUCAAUGAUAUCAGACGAUGCUCACACUAUAAUAUCAGAUGAUCAGGAGUCGUUGAAAGCGGUGAAUGCAUCACCUGGAGAGAUAGUAGCCAUUGCUUCAUUCCCGUGAUCUUCGAUCGUCGGGCAAUUACAUGUAUCUGUAUGCCAAUAAUUCUCUCAGUUCCUUGAGAAGUCAAGGUCCUACUUGAAGCUAUUUUGCAUGAAA
Lineus longissimus is the source of this 962-nucleotide messenger RNA. RefSeq lists its product as uncharacterized. The record is from RefSeq and is a predicted model, not a curated record. NCBI's taxonomy places the organism in Eukaryota, Metazoa, Nemertea, Pilidiophora, Heteronemertea, Lineidae. The transcript is spliced from 3 exons. The coding region runs from base 12 to 866 and encodes 284 amino acids.